Messenger RNA from Racocetra persica, 230 nucleotides. NCBI's taxonomy places the organism in Eukaryota, Fungi, Glomeromycota, Glomeromycetes, Diversisporales, Gigasporaceae. The record is from the annotation of a GenBank genome assembly.
UACAUGAUUUUAAUCCUAACUAUAAAAUAAUCUUUGAUGUAAAUAGUAAAGAUAGUUCUGAAGAAGAGAAUAUGUUCAUGGAUCCGAUUAAAAAAAUUAAAUUACCAUUACGUGGUUGUAUAGGUGUCGUUGUAUGGUGGCAGAACAGCGGACCAUUGCAAAGAAGUGAGCCUACUGAACACACUAUCUUUUCAACGAAUUCAUUACGUCGCCACACAACUGUUCAAUGA